This is a messenger RNA of Argiope bruennichi, 1023 nucleotides long. RefSeq names its product glutathione S-transferase Mu 1-like. The transcript has 7 exons. The coding region runs from base 123 to 797 and encodes 224 amino acids. The record is from RefSeq and is a predicted model, not a curated record. Gene Ontology annotation, biological process: glutathione metabolic process. Gene Ontology annotation, molecular function: glutathione transferase activity. Lineage: Eukaryota; Metazoa; Arthropoda; Arachnida; Araneae; Araneidae.
AGUUUGCGGUGUGCGGCAGUUUCAUAAUCUUUUGUUCGCUGCGUGUAGUGGUAGAUAUUUUUGCCGCUUAAAAGAUUUUUUUCAAUUUUGAUAAUUUUCUGUCAUUUUAUUGAAACAAAAAAAUGGCACCCGUAUUGGGUUAUUGGAAUAUUCGUGGGCUUGCUCAGCCUAUCCGCCUCAUGUUGGCAUAUACCGAGACGAAGUAUGAAGAUAAGCGGUAUGUAUAUGGACCACCACCUGACUUUGAUCGUCGUGACUGGUUGGGUGAGAAGCUGGAAUUAGGAUUGGAUUUUCCAAAUCUUCCAUAUUAUAUUGAUGGUAACACCAAACUUACCCAAAGUAUUACGAUCAUGCGUUACUUGGCUCGAAAACUAGAACUAGAUCCCACUACGGAGGAGGAGCGUAUUCGCGCUGAUUUGGUUGAGCAACAGACAGCAGACUUCAGAAUGGCGUUGACAAGAAUUUGCUACAGUGCUGAUUUUGAAAAUCUGAAAACGGAAUACUUGAAAACUUUGCCCACGCAUUUCAAAAAUUUUUCAGCCUUUCUUGGAAACAGAAAGUGGCUUGCUUCUGCUGAUAAGUUGACUUAUGUGGAUUUCAUGCUUUAUGAAGCCAUCGAUCACAACAGAAUUCUUGAACCUGAUUGUUUGAAGCAUUUUCCUACUUUGAAGGCAUUCAUGGAAAGAUUUGAAGAGUUGCCAACUAUCAAAAAGUACAUGGAGUCUGAUGAUUUCAUUAAAUAUCCAUUGAAUGGGGAUAUGGCAGCAUUUGGAUCAAGACUGUCCAAAAAAAAAUAAUUUGGAGUAUCUGCACUCACUUUCUGAAUCAAGAAAGCUUUAAAUCUCAUGUUGGUGGAAAUUAACUCUUGUUUACUUCUCUAAUUAUCCAAGUGAAUGUGUUGCAUGUAUUUGUGUAUAGUGUUGUCUGCUAUUCAAUGUGUCCUAUUAUUUUUUGAAUUUUUUGAUUGAUGUAAUUAUUUUAAUUAUUAAAAUUUGAUACCUUGGUUUAUAUAUAUAUAUAUAU